UUUUUCCAGACUCGCCGGCCAAUCCUAUCACGCUAUCAGUUGAUGUCUUACCUUCGUCCGAGAAGGGGCAUGAAGUUUUACGCUUUCUUCCCAUAAAUCUCCGAUAACUCUUUAUCUCGUGCGAAUGUUUCCGAUUGUCUCGUUCUAGUGAUCGGUGCAGUUUUUUCCCCCGGGCCAAGUUUUUUAUACUUAUAUUCAAUGACAUGAAAUUUUAGUGCAGUUUAAUUUUUUCCCACCUUCCUGAUGAGAGGGUACUGAGUGUUUGUUACGCCAAUGCUUCUUCCUCUUAACGAUGUAUUGCUGCAUGAUGCCGUCAGUCCCGCUAAACAAGGAGUCCCUCAAACUCGAGGAAAUCAACCAGAACGAUUCGGGGAUCUCGCCGAGCUACUGCAGCGGUGACAGUCGCGGCAGCGCCCAGUCGCCGGCCUCCUCGGCCGAAGAUUGCGGGAUCUCCACCCGGUCACCUCCACCGCUCCUGAGCAUCAAGGACCAAAAACCUCUCUCCUUGGACCUCAGCGCCCCCAAAUCGCCGCAACCCGCCGUUGCCCUGUCGCAGUCCCAGAUCAACCUCAUCCGCAGCCUCACCUUCGCAGCGCGAUCAGCAUCCGCAGCCGCCAACAGAGACCCAUCACGAGACUCACCUCGUAGCACACACAACGAAUCACCUCAAGAGAAUUCGUCCAGAGCCACCCCGGAUAGAACCUUACAUGGCACUUCGUUCGAAGCGGCAUCGAAUGGGACUUCACAUGGCACUUCGUUCGAAGCAUCGCGUGGCACUACGUUCGAGGGAACCUCCUACAGCAGCUCCUUCGGUGGAGGCUCUGCGUUCGGAGCCCUGAGCGGUGGCACUCCGCAAGGCGCCCCCUUCGGCGCUUCGAAUGGAGGCAGCGCUUCACCGGUGGCUUUCCAAGUUGAGAGAGCGCCGUUGGGUUCGCCGCGGUUGAACGCCCACGAUUCGAGUCGGUCAAUGUCGCCGGCCAGCUCUGUGGAUUCGGAGUCGUACCAAGAUCGGGAGCAUCCCUUGCAGCAGUUGGCCCUGGUCGUCAAGCGAAAUGAUAUGCUCAUGCCCGCACCGCCGGAGACAGCCGAGACCAACUCUUCUGAUAAGACGUUGAUACACUGUCCACUUUGCAAUUACACCACAAAUUCAAGAUCUACAUUCAACGCACAUCUUCACGCACACGAAGGCCAAAAAUGUUGCUACAUCUGUGAACUAAUGACUGAGUCAGUAGAAGAGUUGCGGCAACACUACCAAAACGUUCAUGACGUCAACGUUUCAGCGGACUUCCUGAACCAUAGCUCGGGUGGAGAAGAGGAGCAAGGAAUUACAGUACCAAAGCUAAAUUCUCAAGGUAAGGUGAAGAAGCAUCGGUGCAAGCAAUGUGGGAUCGUCUGCGUGACGAAACUGGAAUUCUGGGAGCACUGCCGCGGGCACAUCAAGCAGGAGCGACUCCUGACCUGCCCCAAGUGCCCGUUCGUGACCGAGUACAAGCACCACCUCGAGUACCACCUGCGCAACCACUUCGGCUCGAAGCCCUUCAAGUGCACGCAGUGCUCCUACUCGUGCGUCAACAAGUCCAUGCUCAACUCCCACCUCAAGUCCCACUCGAACGUCUACCAGUUCCGCUGCAACGACUGCAGCUACGCCACCAAGUACUGCCACAGCCUCAAACUCCACCUCCGCAAGUACAAGCACGCGCCGGCCAUGGUCCUCAACCCGGACGGCUCCCCGAACCCCCUCCCCAUCGUCGACGUCUACGGGACCCGUCGCGGACCCAAGCAGAGACCAAAGAAGCACGAGAGUCCAAAGAAGAUCCAAACGACGCAGUACUCAAACCAAACGGCGUUCCCCAAUCAAACGCCCCCCUCGAGUCAGAUGACCUACUCCAGUCCGGCGUUCCCCACCCAACCCAAGUUCCUGUCGACCCAGACACACUUCCCACCGAGUCAGUUCCUUUCCGUUCCGCCGUCAGUUCCGACGAUCCUCACGCCCAACUCCUACUCCCCCACCCGAUCGACCCUGUCACCCGCCCCUCUCUCGCCGGUCCAACCGCGGCUCGCUAGUCAAACCCUGUCCCCUAGUCAGAGACAAUCUCCUAAUCCACCCCUCUCGUCCCCGCAGACGUCACCCACCCAAUUCCCGAACCCUGCGUUCUCGAGUCAACCCUACUCCAUGUUCCCUGCGAACUACGGGCUCUACCCGCCGUUCUACCCGCUCGUGCCGAACUUUCCACUCUCGUCGCUCCCGCUUCUUCAGCUGGACAUUCCGGCGCUUCUGGAGGAGGCCAAGCGGUCUACGGAGACGCUGAAUAAGCUCAAGGAGUUGCUCCAGUCGAACAACAACAACAGUCAGUACAUCUCCAAAGCGGUCGCACAGCAGAUCAUCGACGAGGCGAGUUGUCCCUCGACACCAGCGAGUGACGUCAACUCGGCUCCGUUGGACUUGAGUAAAUCAUCGGGCAAUGAUGGUAAUACGAGUGCGUCUGCAGGCUCAAACCGACGUAAAGGCAAGGCUGUAAAGAGGGUGCCGGUGCACUCCAUGUAUUACGAUGAUAGCGAUGGUGAAAGGUCUCCAGUUAAGUUCAGCGCGCCCGGAAUGCUGCCCGGCGCACAAAAGAUUUACUGAGCCUCUGUAUUCCUCAAGUCAGUGUAAGUGUUUUUCAAUUUUUGAUUGUGUAAGAAGAAAAGCAAACUAUAGGAAAUAUUCGCAUUCAAAAUGAUAGGAGAUAGGAAUUGGUUGAGUAGCUAAAAUUUUAAAAGUCAAUGCAGCUACGUGGACGCCAUGCAGCAAUAAUGAUCAUUACACCAUUAUAACCUUUCGAAAUUUGCUUCCAUAUUUUAUUUUCUAUAAGAAAAACUUAUGACGUAUUAACGGUCCAAGUUUUUUGAAAUCUCUCUUUCCCUAUGAACAUUAUUCUCAAAAAUUGACCAAUGAUGUUGCGUGGUUUUGCUAUGGAAAGUAAAAUAUCGAACAAAGCACCUAGUCUAUUCUAAUUAGCUUUAAAAAAAAAUAAAUAAAAUAAAAAAAAAAUUAUAGUUUUUAGCGGGUACUUAAACUGAGAGCCGAGUGUUGAUCACACGAAAGUAGAGAGCUCGUGACUUAAUUUUCAAGUGAUCAGCACUCCAUUUAGUCCAUUCGUGAAAUUUCAGUCGAAUUUUACGCAUUGUCCGAAUUCAAUCUCUUUGGCUGUCCGUUUUCAGGUCUCUCAAGUUUAAAGUAUAUGAAUGGACGUCCUAAUACCAAAUAAUAUUAUUUUUGAUGAAUUUCAUUAGUAACUUACAUCCAUCAGUGUAACUGCGUUCAAGUAACGUCUGAAUCAUAAGCAACUCAAUAUAUUCUCUCACAGCCUAUUUUCUAUCUCCUUCAUUUUUCAAGAAUCAUAUACCUUGAAACUUGUUUCAGAUUUUUGACGUAAUCGCUCCGUCAGAUUAAAAGAUCAGUCUAGAUCUAUCUUGUUUGAGUUUGAUUCGUUUAUCCCACAUUUGUAACCAGAAUUGCAUCAUUCAUUUCUCUUCCAUUUAUCUCACAAGUUUGCAUACCUAUCAGUAGAACCCAGAAAUUCUCUCACCGAUCAAAAAUAUUUCUGCUUGUCAGUUGUUUUGAACUUGUAGCUGGAGAUAAUUUAAUUUCAAGAGCGUUUUCUGAAAAUCUUAGCUCCUUUUAAAUCCUGGUUAAUUCCUUCGUGUAUUAACUGAAAAUUCUCCUUGAUUAUCAUUCCAAAUAACUAUUUAUCCUAAGUUUGCUUUUCUCUCCUUUUUGGGGGGCUCGAAACAAUUACGGGUUUAUCUAUAAGACUGCCAAAUUGCGCUGAAAAAUUAUUUAAUUCAGUUUAGUAUUGGCUCCAUUAUAACUCUUAAUUUCAAUUACUUAACUAAAUCUUCUUAAAAUGACGUCUAAAAUUCGCACAUUAUUAACGAAAGCUUCAUUGGGGGGAAGUUUCUAAAGAAGCAUGGGAAGAUAGGUUUGACACUCGCAAAAGUAAUUUCAACUUUAACUGACAAUUCAUAAAAAAGAAUAGGUACACAUUCAAAACGAUGAAUUUAUAAAUUGGGAUAUUGUCGGCUUAAUGCAUUAGGAAUUUAACGAUCACGUGCGAAUGGUUAUUGGGUAUAAGUGUGUCAUCCAUAAUACAAUUGUCAAGAGCUUAUAUUUUUAGGACUUAUCGCCUUUUGAGCAGAGUUUUUCACGAAACGCUGCCAGUUUUCGUCAUAAAUUGUUCUCGAGACAAUAUUGUCAGGUUAAGCAAGUCAGAUGCCCAAACCUGUUCCGAGGUCUGGUAUGGUCAACUGAUGAUUCUAUAAUUCACCGGGCGUCAAAGCAAAGUUUUGUAUAGAAACAUGAGGGCUUGAGUUAAUGUUAGCGUUGGCGUCAUGGGAUUUACUGUUAGUUUUUUGCGCCAUUUUGGCGUGAUGACUAGAGAAACUACCAAAA
This is a messenger RNA of Bemisia tabaci, 4432 nucleotides long. RefSeq lists its product as uncharacterized. The record is from RefSeq and is a predicted model, not a curated record. NCBI's taxonomy places the organism in Eukaryota, Metazoa, Arthropoda, Insecta, Hemiptera, Aleyrodidae.